ACAACUCCGUCUCAAUCCGAUCUUGGGACUGCGGCCGGGCACCUGCUGGAGGUCGCUUGGUUUCGCCAAGAAGUGAUAGCACUCGUUCUCAUCACGCUGCGGUCGAUGAGGUUGAAUUCUAGUCAAGAUGGAGGAUGAGUUACGGCAGUCGGCAUCGCGGGCUCGGCCUUGGGCAUGUCUAUAUAAUGGGCUUGACCUGCCCUCACCCACCCAUAUUCCCUCACUCAGCAUCACUCACCGUCCAGGAGACAAGCCAGCCACAAACAAACCUUCAACUUCUCUUCUUUCUCCUGCAGGACAGGUUUUGAUACUACACCUUAACUCAAUAAUCACCUUACAAACACAAAAUGGCUUCAACCAAGACCCUUCUGACUCUCGCCUUCCUGGCCACAGCCCAACUUGUGGCGGGCCAUGGCGCCAUCAUCGCAGCUGUUGGUGACGCUGGAGGCACCGGCAUGGGCCUCGGCGUCGACACCAGCACCCCGCGCGACGGCACCCGCCGCCGGCCUUUCCAACAGGACGCUACCCGCUUCCGGGGCGACUCAGCCGACACCCUGGGCGAGACCCUCGGCAACGGUGACAACAGUCUCGAGUCCGGCACUUCAGCUAUCAUGGCCGAGACGGGCGACUCGCUGCCGAUGGUCACAGCUGGCGGCGAACUGCAAAUGACGCUGCACCAGGUGAACAGUGACGGCGCAGGCCCAUAUACUUGCAUGAUCAAUGCCGAUGGCACGGCACAAACUUGGAACAACAUCCAGGUCACCCAGAACGUCCCAGGCCGCCGAUCCCGCAACCGCGACGGCGAGGCAACCGACUUCCCCCUAAUCGCCGCCAUCCCCGCCACCCAGACCUGCAGCGGCACCGUCGCGGGCCAGGAGGACGUCUGCCUGGUCCGCUGCGAGAACGGCGCCCGCGCAGGCCCCUUUGGUGGCGUCGUUCCCGUGCAGAUGGUCGACGCCGGCGCCGGAGCGGGCGCCGCGGCUGGGAACGGGACCGCCGAUGCCGGUGCUGAUGCCGGCACCGGCACCGGCAAUGGGAACACGGGCAACAACAACGCGGCGACCCGGGCCAAGAAUGCGCGCCGCGCGCUGGCCAGGCGCGUCCGUGAGUCUGAGGCCAAGCUCGCGCGCCUGCAGAACAGGGCUGUUGCGCUGGCUCAGGACCUUGGUGAUCCGGAUGUGCUGGCCGAGGUGCUGGAGGACUGCGAGUGAGUGAGUGAGUGAGUGGGGAGAUCGAGCUGGAGGAAAGAAUAGCACCAGGUGCGAGGGAGGGGGUUUGAUCCAUUGAAGGGGGGGGGGU
This is a messenger RNA of Chaetomium fimeti, 1299 nucleotides long. RefSeq lists its product as uncharacterized. The record is from RefSeq and is a predicted model, not a curated record. NCBI's taxonomy places the organism in Eukaryota, Fungi, Ascomycota, Sordariomycetes, Sordariales, Chaetomiaceae. Bases 348 to 1211 code for a protein of 287 amino acids. The transcript is spliced from 3 exons.